GCAAAUAAUAUAUUGGAAAUUACUAUUGAAAUCCCGGUUGAACAGAAAACGAAUCCAAAAAGUUAACCACAAAACAAAACAAACUAUCAACUUCAAUCAUCGUAAUUUUAGUCGCGACUUUAGACUAAGCAAAUUUUAGCUGUUGAUAACAACAACAUAACCUUAAAAUAAUUAACCAGAAAAAAAAAAACUAACAAGAAAUGUUUUUUAAAAAAAUCCCAAAAUUAAAUACACACAUGACCUGACCCACCAGCUCUCUCCUAUAUCACAUUCCCUCCAACUCCUUCCUCUUCCAUUAAUUGCAAAAAAAAGAAGAAGAUUUGGUUUCAAUGGGGAAGAAGAAGAUGAAGCUCUCUUCUCUGUUCAAAGGCGGAGCCGGAGGAUUACUAGCGGUUCCUCUCUGUUACAAUGCCAAAACUCUCUCCUUCCGUGUCGGCGACGACAUGAUCAAGACGGUGAACUCUGUUUUCUUCGACCACAACCACAACAAUGGAGGAGAUUUGUUGGAAGCGGAAACGCCUGAGUCAUGGUUUACGAACUCGUCCGAGACAGCGAGUCACUCAACCGAGUCGGAUCAAGACCUUGACGCUGAAUCGUUGGAGAUGGUGGUUCGUGGAGUUGUUAGAUCGGAGCGGUUGUUCUUCGAUCCAGGAGUUACGAGUUCGAUUUUGGAAGAGAUUGAUGAUAAAUCGAAAUCGAAAUCGAAGGAGACGGUUGUGGUGGGAGAAGAUCGGGGUACGCCGAUUGAGGAGAUUAGCGUCGCGGUGGCGAUGGAAUCGGAGGAUCCGUACGGAGAUUUCCGGCGAUCGAUGGAGGAGAUGGUGAUGAGUCACGGUGAGUUGGCUAAAGAUUGGGAGAGCUUGGAAUCGAUGCUCGCUUGGUACUUGAGGAUGAAUGGGAGGAAGAGUCACGGCGUAAUCGUGAGUGCUUUUGUUGAUCUUCUCUCUGGGCUCUCUGAUUCCGGCGCCGGAAUAACGUCGGCUUCGGUAUCGGAUUCAGCUCGUUAUUCAACCGCCGUUUCGUCUUUGCCGUCGUCGCCGGUAUAUUCGUUAUCUCAAGGUCAGAGGGAGAUUGAAGAGGAAGAGAGACGGAGCUGUUAGAAAUAAAGCUUAAGAUUCGGUUUUAAUUUUUAAUCUCGGUUUAUUUAGAUUAAUUAACCUUUUUGGAUUUUGUAAAAAGUAAUUAGUGGUUAGAGGAAAAAAAAAACAUUAAAUAUAUAUUAAAAAAAUAUUUUUAGAGCCAUUAUUGUUGAUUUAUGUAUAAGAGUGCCUUUUGUCAUAA
Molecule: messenger RNA, 1281 nt
Organism: Arabidopsis lyrata subsp. lyrata
Lineage: Eukaryota; Viridiplantae; Streptophyta; Magnoliopsida; Brassicales; Brassicaceae
Product: transcription repressor OFP13
Exons: 1
Coding region: 330-1100 (256 amino acids)
Biological process (GO): negative regulation of DNA-templated transcription
Source: RefSeq, a predicted model, not a curated record